Messenger RNA from Pistacia vera, 3859 nucleotides. RefSeq names its product disease resistance protein RPP2B-like. Gene Ontology annotation, biological process: defense response; signal transduction. The record is from RefSeq and is a predicted model, not a curated record. Bases 172 to 3372 code for a protein of 1066 amino acids. Lineage: Eukaryota; Viridiplantae; Streptophyta; Magnoliopsida; Sapindales; Anacardiaceae. Gene Ontology annotation, molecular function: ADP binding. The transcript has 10 exons.
GAAUGCAUGAUACAUAAUUGAAGAUGGUAUUUGACCAAUCUCUCUCUUUUCAUCUAAACACUUUGUAAAAGGAUUUUUGAGUGUUGGAUCUGGGUAAUUUCUCGAUCAGUAGAAGUUCUUGAUAUUCUGCCAACUGAUCUAAAAAAGAGCCGUUCUCAUCAGUAGAAGUUGAUGGCUUCAUAUGAUUCUCCUCAAGAAAAGUAUGAUGUUUUUCUUAGUUUUAGAGGCGACACCCGCUACAAUUUUACCAGCCAUCUCUACGGAGCUCUGAUUCGGGCGAAUAUUUCAACUUUUAUUGAUAAAGAUCUUAAGAGAGGAAAGAAAAUUUGGUCAUCUCUUUUGAAUGUAAUUAGAGAAUCAAAGAUUUCGGUUAUCAUUUUUUCAAAACGCUAUGGAUCUUCCAAAUGGUGCCUCAAAGAACUUAGGGAGAUCAUUAGUGGACAAAAGAAAAAAAAUGGGCAGAUUGUAAUACCAGUUUUUUAUCUCGUAGAUCCAUCAGAUGUAAGAAAUCAAACUGGAACUUUCGGAGUUGGAUUUGCUAAGCAUGACAACCGUUCUGAGACGUUAAGGAGGGAAUGGAGGGAUGCUUUGACGGCAGCAGCAAACUUAUCUGGCUGGCAUUUAGAUGGCAAAAAGCCCGAAUAUGAUCGUAUACAGGAAAUUGUCGAAGAUGUUCGGAGGACAUUGAUUCAUAUGUACCCAAGAAUAUGGGGAAUGGGUGGUAUAGGGAAAACAACUAUUGCAAAAGCUGUAUCCAACAAAAUCUUUAAGGAGUUUGAUGAUUAUUUUUUUGCUGAUGUUAACACAUCUUUGCAGAAAGAUCUUUUUUCUGCAAUUUUACAGGAUGAAAAAGCCGAUCUAGCUUGCGAGUUAACAAAGAUAAGACUUGGGUGUAAAAAAGUUCUCAUUGUUUUUGAUAAUGUGGAGUCCAAAAAACAAAUAACAGAUUUGAUUGGAGAUCUUAAUUGUUUCGGUUUAGGAAGUCGAUUCAUUAUAACAACAAGAAAUAAACAAGUGCUUAAGAAUUGUGGAGUGGAUGACACUAAUAUAUACAAGGUUGAGAGAUUGUUUCAUCAUGAAGCUUCUCAGCUUUUUAGUUGGCAUGCCUUUCAACAAAAGUAUCCACCUUCAGGUUAUUAUGAGCUGUCGAAAAGGGUAAUAAAGUAUGCAAAUGGUGUUCCAUUAGCUCUGGCUGUGUUGGGUUCCAUUUUAUUUGGCAAAAAAGAAGAAGUUUGGGAAAGUGUCAUAAAUAAACUACAAAUAAUGCCUUGGAAGGAUAUUCAAGACGUGCUAAAAGUCAGUUAUGAUAGAUUAGAUCCUAAGCAACAAGGUAUCUUUCUAGAUAUUGCAUGUUUUUUUGAAAGGGAGAGUAAAGCUCUUGUAAUUAAAUUUUGUGAUAUUGAUAACUCCGGCCCAACUUGUGAAAUAGAUGCUCUUAUCGACAAAUGUCUCAUAAGUGUGUCAAGUGAUAAGAUAAUAAUGCAUGACUUACUUCGAGAAAUGGGUAAGGGAAUUAUACAAGAAUUCUCUCAAUAUCCUGAAGACUGGAGUCGUUUGUGGCAUCCCAAAGAUAUUUAUCCUAUACUGGAGGAAUCUACGGGAACUAGAGCAAUUGAAGGCAUAUGGUUUGACAUGAUUGAAGGAAGUAAGAUAGAAUUAAAUCCUCAUGUGUUUCGAGAGAUGAAAAGGCUACGAUUCUUGAAGAUAUAUAAUUCUUACUGUGAAAAGGAUAACAUCAGUAAAAUUGAUGUUUCCCAAGGCCUUGAAUCUCCUUUCACUAAGCUAAGAUACUUCUGUUGGCAUGGAUGCCCGGUGAAUCCCUCGCAGUUGAAGUUUAAUCCACAAAACCUUGUCGUACUUGACAUGCCUUAUACUAAUGUUGAACAACUUUGGACUGAUACACAGGAUCUUAAAAAUUUAAAAAGUAUCAACCUCAGUUACUCCAAAAAUUUACUCAAAAUCCCAGACCUCUCACUUGCCAGAAAUCUGGAGAGCUUAAUUCUAGAAGGUUGUACAAAAUUGUCUGAGAUUUGCUCAUCUAUUCGAUAUCUCAACAAUCUGGUUAUCUUGAAUCUGAAAUGCUGCAAAAGUCUUUCUAGUCUUCCAAUGGGCAUUCAUUCACAAUCUCUCAGGAAAGUUAUUCUUUCUUAUUGCUCAAAUCUCAGGACAUUUCCAGAUGUGUCAUGGAGCAUACAAGAGUUAUUUUUAGAUAGAACUGCAAUAGAAAAGUUGCCCUCAUCAAUAGAGAAUCUAUCUAGACUAGUUAAAUUGAAUCUUGAAGAAUGUUCAAGGCUAGAGAAUCUCCCGAGCAAUAUCUACGAGUUGAAAUCUCUUCAACAUCUUAAUCUCUCGGGCUGUUCAAAACUUGAUGGAUUUCCUGAAUUGAGAAAUUUGGAAGAUUUGAAGGUACUCUCAUCCAAUUUAUGUGUGCGGAUCUUGAUGGAACUAAAUCUGACCGAUUGUUGUAUCAGGGAGUUACCUAAUAGUCUUGGUCAGUUACUCUGCCUAAAAAGGUUACUUUUAGGCAGAAACAAAUUUGAGAGAAUUCCAACUAGCAUCAUACACCUUUCUAAGUUGUCUUAUCUUGAAUUGGGUUACUGCGAGAGGCUUCAAUCCUUACCCGAGCUUCCAUGUCAGCUACGAUAUAUAGAUGCACACAAUUGCACAACAUUGGAAGCAACCUCAAGUUUAUCAAUUCCUUACCGAUCUUAUUUGGGAAACGUGAGAGUUAACUUCAUCAGUUGUUCCAAACUGGACCAAAAUGCACUUGGAGACUUUAUGAAUGAUCCUCUACUGAAAAUUCCGCGGUUUGAAGUUUAUAAGGAAUUUUAUCCAAGACCUAGUGCUAGUAUUUGUUUCCCAGGAACUAAAAUUCCAGAGUGGUUUAGCACUCGAAGUUCAGGGUCUUCGAUAAAUCUCGAGCUGCCAUCAAAUUGGUUGAAUCCCAGCUUUGUUAAUUUUGCUAUGUGCGCUGUUGUAGAAUUUCGAAACUAUCACAAUGAGGGCCAGGGUUUGGUUGUUGGCUGUGAAUGCAAGUUCAAAACUAACGAUGAGAUAGUAUUAUACCAUGGCACUUUGAAGGGUUGGCACUAUAAUAGUGGACCUGAAAAUGUUAACUCAGAUCACAUAUUCAUGGGAUAUGAUUUCCAUAUGUGUCCUUCUGGUUACUAUGAUAAGAUUACCAUCCAAUUUUAUGCUGAGGAUUUAAAUAAUAAACGCAUAGCCUGUUGCAAUGUGAAAGAGUGUGGGAUCCAUUUAUUGUAUACAGAGAUCAAUGAGGAGGAAGAAGAACCAUUCCCCAAGAGAUUGAAGAUUUCAAGAAAUAAUAUUUAUUCGAGGAAGAGGAAGAGGAAUCAAAUUCCCAAGGAUUGAAGAGGAAGAGGAAGAAAUCUAACUCAAAAGAUCUUGAGUGAAAUCUGAAGAGAAUAUCUUAUUCUUGAUGAGGGAAUAUUAAAAGAAUUUCUUGAGGUUUGGGAUAAUUGUAAUGCCUCACCUCCUGCAAGGUAUAGUCCGCUUUGGCCCGGCACAUCGGAGCUCACAAGCCUCACAGUUUUGUCCUCUUGCAGCCCAUAUACUACAAAAGGUGCCUCGCAGGUGGGUAAGGAACCUUCACUUAUAUGGCACUUCACACUUUCACAAGCAAGUGAUGUGUGAUCCCACACUCUCCCCACUUUUGGGACCAAUUGAUACACAAUCAUCAGCAGUUCCAAUUUUAAAGUUCAAGAUUGUACUGGAUGAUUGCACAUGAAUUUGAUUGGUGUUAUGACUGUUACCUGAGGCUGAAACCUUAACCCUUUGCGCUUUCAUAUUGUAGCAUACUUGCAUUCAUUGAUAACAAUAUGGAACAUCUAACUAUUUA